CACAAAUAGUCCAAUGCGAAUUAUAGAAUCAGCUAUUUGUCGACUUGGAGAGACAGAGGAACUUGGCAGGAGUCCAGUGGUGAGCGUGCAGUCCAUUGUUUCUCAUUUGAGCGAGAAUCAUGUCCAGUCAGCUGUUUCCCGCCUAAGCGAGAGUCAGGAUCUUAUAGCUGACGGCUCUAGUACGUUUUGUCUUCCGAUGGUCAGGGGACAGCAUCCAGAUUUGAAAAGUAUUUCUCCAGUUACGAUGUUGGAAUUACUCAACGGUCAUCUUGAUCAUACGAUUGACAGUUAUAAAGUCAUAGAUUGCAGAUACCCAUAUGAAUUUGCUGGUGGUCAUAUAAAGGGAGCCGAGAAUCGGUAUACACACGAAAGCAUAUUAGAAUUAUUAACAUCACAGAGUCCACCAAAGGUCGGAGGAAAAAGAAAGAUUCUCGUUUUCCAUUGUGAAUUUUCAUCGGAAAGAGCACCAAAAUUGUGUCGAUUUCUGAGACAGAAAGAUCGUGAACAGAACAAAGAACAUUAUCCUGCACUUAAUUACCCAGAAGUCUACAUUCUGCAUGGCGGCUAUAAGGCAUUUUAUGAACAUCAAAAGGAUAUGUGCGAUCCGAUUGGAUACAAACCCAUGCUUCACUCAGAUCAUUCCGCUGAUUUACGUCACUUCCGUAUUAAAUCCAAAUCAUGGACUGCUGGAGAAAAACGACGUUACGCACUCAAGACAUUGAGAUUUUAAUUACCGAAAGACAAAGACAAUAAGUGCUUAUUUGUAAAUGUUUUGUUGAUUUUUUGUUUUUUGUAUAUACGCGAGAUGCGUGAUUGUAUUUAAACAAACAUUGAUGGUAUCCAUCAUUUUGUACACUGUCAUAAAUAUUAUUUGUG
This is a messenger RNA of Mytilus californianus (California mussel), 876 nucleotides long. Its product is annotated as M-phase inducer phosphatase-like. Gene Ontology annotation, biological process: positive regulation of G2/M transition of mitotic cell cycle; protein dephosphorylation; G2/M transition of mitotic cell cycle. The record is from RefSeq and is a predicted model, not a curated record. Gene Ontology annotation, cellular component: cytoplasm; nucleus. Bases 14 to 730 code for a protein of 238 amino acids. Lineage: Eukaryota; Metazoa; Mollusca; Bivalvia; Mytilida; Mytilidae. The transcript is spliced from 5 exons. Gene Ontology annotation, molecular function: protein tyrosine phosphatase activity.